UUUGUCAUAUUCCCAGUUGUGAAGAGCAAGUUGGCCGACAAAUAUUGGUUUAAGGACAAUGGCCCCCAGCUGAAGGCAGUGACGGCAAGAGACUGAGAUGGAGCUGACCUCAGUAGACGCCUCUGCUGUGCUGGGCUUAUGGGACAACAGCUCCAUUCCUGGUUUCCUUCUUAACGAGAGCAUUCUCAAUGACACUUGCUUCCUCAAUGCUUUGAAUUGCACUAAUGGGACAGAUGCGGGGAACCGAGCAGGAAUAAGCAUGGCAGGAAUCCUCAUCCCUCUUAUUUACAUCAUUGUCUGCAUCGUCGGCCUGGGGGGAAACUCACUGGUCAUCCACAUCGUCCUGCACUACUCCAAGACAGAGUCAGUGACCAACAUCUACAUCCUGAAUCUAGCUAUAGCCGAUGAGCUCUUCAUGCUGGGCCUUCCGUUCCUCGCCGUGCAGAACGCCAUGCACUCCUGGCCCUUCGGCUCAUUCACGUGCAGGUUGGUCAUGACCGUUGACGGCAUUAACCAGUUCACCAGCAUCUUCUGCCUCACCGUGAUGAGCAUCGAUCGCUACCUGGCCGUGGUUCAUCCUAUACGGUCCUCAAAAUGGAGGCGACCGCAAGUGGCCAAGGCGGUGAAUGGAACAAUCUGGGCGGGCUCGUUUUUGGUAGUCUUGCCUGUGGUGACUAACACCCAGAUUUAA
Molecule: messenger RNA, 691 nt
Organism: Sinocyclocheilus rhinocerous
Lineage: Eukaryota; Metazoa; Chordata; Actinopteri; Cypriniformes; Cyprinidae
Product: somatostatin receptor type 3-like
Exons: 2
Coding region: 98-691 (197 amino acids)
Biological process (GO): neuropeptide signaling pathway
Cellular component (GO): neuron projection; plasma membrane
Molecular function (GO): somatostatin receptor activity; neuropeptide binding
Source: RefSeq, a predicted model, not a curated record